AUGAAGGCCUUCCUCAGAACCACACCUGCCGUUCGCUCGCACAUCAAAAGAACGAACCACCUCAGAAUAGUGUCCAGAUCUGCUGUCAUGGGCAUUCACACCGUUCCAGACCUGAAGGACAAGAGCUUGUUCAAGGAGCAGGCCUACAUCAAUGGCAAAUGGGUCAACGCGAAAUCGGGCAAGACAUUCGAUGUCCACGACCCAUCAACACACAAGAGGAUCGGCUCAAUGCCAGAGAUGAACAAGGAGGAUGCAGACUUGGCAAUACAAGCAGCGGCCGACGCCCUGUCAUCGUUCAGGAAGACAACAGGCCGUCAACGAGCGAAGAUGCUGCGAAAGUGGUAUGAUCUUGUCAUCGAGAACAGCGAGGACAUUGCCAAGUUGAUCACAUGGGAGAAUGGCAAGCCUUUCACCGAUGCAAAGGGUGAGGUCGUAUAUGCCGCCAGCUUCUUCGAGUGGUUCAGUGAGGAAGCGCCCAGAAUGUACGGUGAUACCAUUCCAGCCACCGUUGCUGGCAAUCGAAUUUACACCAUCAAAGAGCCAGUCGGUGUCUGUGGCCUCAUUACACCAUGGAAUUUUCCCGCAGCGAUGAUUACUCGUAAGAUCGGUCCCGCCCUCGCAGCAGGGUGCACAACAGUGUGCAAGUCUCCAAGCGAGACACCCUUCACAGCAGCAGCGCUAGUAGAGCUUGCCCACCGCGCAGGCAUUCCUCCCGGCGUCGUGAACAUCGUUACAGCCGACAAGAACACCCCCGAAGUCGGCUCCGCCAUCACAGCCUCUGACCACGUGAAGAAAGUCAGCUUUACUGGCUCAACAAAUGUCGGCAAACUCCUCAUGAACCAAUCCUCCGACACCCUAAAGAAGCUUUCAUUCGAACUAGGCGGCAACGCCCCCUUCAUCGUCUUCGACGAUGCAGACCUCGAAACAGCAGUAGCAGGCGCCAUAACCUCGAAAUUCCGCUCCAGCGGCCAAACCUGCGUCUGCGCCAACCGCAUCUACGUCCAAAAAGGCAUCUACGACGACUUCGCCAAGGCCUUCACCGAGAAAGUCAACAACUUCAAAGUCGGUCCAGGUUUCCAAGAUGGCGUGACUCACGGCCCCCUCAUCCACGACCGUGCCAUCAGCAAAGUUCAGCAACACGUCGAUGACGCCGUAAGCCACGGCGGCAAAGUGCUAGCAGGCGGCCAGCAGCUUCCAGACCUGGGCUCGAACUUCUUCGCACCGACUGUGAUUAGAGAUAUGACCAAGUCGAUGAAGAUUGCAAACGAGGAGACGUUUGGACCCAUUGCUGGACUGUUCCCGUUCGAGACUGAGGCUGAAGUUGUCCAGCUUGCUAAUGAUGCGAAUGUUGGUCUUGCGGGUUACUUCUUCUCGAAGGAUGUGCAGAGGUGUCAUCGUGUGGCUGAGGCGCUGCAGUUUGGUAUGGUGGGUAUCAACACUGGCCUCAUCUCUGAUGCGGCGUCGCCGUUUGGGGGUGUGAAGCACUCUGGGUUCGGCAGGGAGGGAUCGAAGUAUGGGAUUGAUGAGUAUCUUACGAUCAAGACUAUGACGGUUGGUGGGAUUGGUGAGCUUCAGGGCGCCAGUAAGCUGUAG
Molecule: messenger RNA, 1593 nt
Organism: Fulvia fulva
Lineage: Eukaryota; Fungi; Ascomycota; Dothideomycetes; Mycosphaerellales; Mycosphaerellaceae
Product: Glutarate-semialdehyde dehydrogenase
Exons: 3
Coding region: 1-1593 (530 amino acids)
Biological process (GO): GABA catabolic process
Molecular function (GO): succinate-semialdehyde dehydrogenase (NAD+) activity
Source: RefSeq, a predicted model, not a curated record